AUGACCCCAAUAAUGAUACCACUAAAUUAUGAUAUUCCAAAGCUACCAACCAACAAUAAAUCAAUAGCAACUAAAUUUCCAAGCGACGUGCCACAAAUAAAAAAUGAACAAGCAGUUACAGUGACGCUGAAAUGGCAAUGUAAAACUAAUGAUAAUACCAACAAUUACAAAGGCACCAGCAUAUGA
Molecule: messenger RNA, 186 nt
Organism: Racocetra persica
Lineage: Eukaryota; Fungi; Glomeromycota; Glomeromycetes; Diversisporales; Gigasporaceae
Source: the annotation of a GenBank genome assembly